AUGGCACAAGGUUUCAAACAUGUUGCUGCUGCUGAUCACACACUCUUCAUCAAGUCCAAUUCUACCUCUUUAACAGCUUUAUUGGUGUAUGUUGAUGACAUAAUCUUAGAUGGCACUUCUCUAAGUGUCUUUGAAGCCUUGAAACAAGCUUUGCAUCGUGCUUUUCGCAUCAAGGAUCUGGGAAAAUUUGAAAAACAAUUAGGGCUCGAGGUUGCUAGAUCUUCUAAAGAUGUUGGUCUCACUCGAUGUAAGCUAUCCUCCACUCCCUUGGAUGCAUCCAUUCGUGUUCAUCAAGACAAUGGCAAUUUAUUCUCCGAUGUCACUGCGUAUCGGAAACUUGUUGGAAGAUUUAUAUAUCUCACCACAACUCGCCCUGACAUUGCAUUUGCCAUGCAACAACUCAGUCAAUUCAUGAGUGCUCCCACUGAAGCACAUUAUCGAGAUUCCUUGCGUGUCCUAAGACACCUUAAAUGGUCUCCUCCACGUGGUAUUCUUCUAUCCUCUUCAUCUGCCUUACAAAUCCUGGGAUUCAGUGAUGCUGAUUGGGGUGGCUGCAUUGAAACCAGACGAUCAAUUUCAGGAUAUUGUUUUUUCAUUGGAGACUCAUUACUAUCUUGGAAAUCCAAGAAACAGCCUAUUGUUAGUUGCUCCUCCACAGAAGCUGAAUAUCGAGCCUUAGCAUAUGCGACUCGUGAACUUCAAUGGAUGUGUUUCCUGUUGCAUGAUUAUCACCAACAUUCAUCUCGUCUUCCCGUCUUGUACUGCGAUAAUCAAAGUUCCAUACAAAUUUCCACCAAUACGGUGUUUCAUGAAAGGACGAAACAUAUCGAUAUUGAUUGUCAUUUAGUUUGA
This is a messenger RNA of Vicia villosa (hairy vetch), 852 nucleotides long. RefSeq lists its product as uncharacterized. The record is from RefSeq and is a predicted model, not a curated record. The coding region runs from base 1 to 852 and encodes 283 amino acids. NCBI's taxonomy places the organism in Eukaryota, Viridiplantae, Streptophyta, Magnoliopsida, Fabales, Fabaceae. The transcript has 2 exons.